AUGUGGAGCCUGCUGGUGCUGCUGUGCUGCCAAGGAAUUGCCUUCUCAGCAGGACUCCCAGCAGCCUGCACUCCAGCUGCUGACACGAGCCGCUGCAGGAGGAGCCGCAACCCCGAGUGCUUCAUGAAUGUUAGUGAAAUUAUCAGAUAUCAUGGAUUCCCCAGUGAGGAAUAUGAAGUUACAACAGAGGAUGGAUAUAUUCUUGCUGUUUUCAGAAUUCCUGCUGGAAGGAACAGCCAAAAUACAGGGAAGAAGCCUGCAGUCUUGCUCCAUCAUGGUAUUUUAUCAGAUUCCAUUCACUGGAUUUCCAACCUGCCCAACAACAGCUUGGGUUUCCUGCUUGCUGAUGCCGGCUAUGAUGUCUGGCUGGGAAACAGCCGAGGAGACACCUGGUCUUUGAAACACAAGACCCUUAAGCCCUGCCAGAAAGUCUUCUGGCAGUUCAGCUUCGAUGAGAUUGGUAAAUAUGAUAUUCCAGCAGAGCUGAACUUCAUCAUGAAUAAAACUGGGCAGAAGCAUAUUUACUAUAUUGGUCACUCUGAAGGGUCAACUGCAGGCUUCAUAGCAUUUUCUACUUAUCCUGAUUUGUCUCAGAAGAUUAAAGCAUUCUUAGCUUUGGCACCAGUGGCCACAAUCACACAUGCUACCAGUCCUCUGCUGGGGUUUAUACAGCUUCCCCAGUCGCUGAUCAGGUUACUGCUUGGCUGCAAAGGAGUUCUUAACUAUAAUGAGCUGCUGAAAGGACCUGUAACACAGUUCUGUGCAUGUCUGGGAAAAGUUUGUGGCAGUGUCUUCUGCUACCUGGUUGGAGGCAGGAUACAAAAUAUGAACACGAGUCGAACAGAUUCAUACUUAGGACAUUACCCAGCUGGAACAUCAGUACAGAAUAUUAUUCAUUGGCACCAGAUCCUACGUGCAGACCAACUUCAGGCUUAUGACUAUGGCUGUAAGGAAAACAUGAAGAAAUACAACCAGACUGCUCCUCCUGUGUACAAGAUAGAGGAGAUAAAGAUACCAACUGCUGUUUGGAGUGGUGGACAGGACAAAUUUGCAGAUCCAAAAGACAUGGCAAGGCUCCUUCCUCGGAUUACUAAUCUCAUUUACCACGAGAAUGUUCCUGCAUGGGGACACCUUGAUUUCCUCUGGGGCCUUGAUGCAACUGAGAAAAUGUAUGUGAAAAUCAUUGAACUACUAAAAAAAUAUGCUUAA
This is a messenger RNA of Oenanthe melanoleuca, 1209 nucleotides long. Its product is annotated as lysosomal acid lipase/cholesteryl ester hydrolase-like. Bases 1 to 1209 code for a protein of 402 amino acids. Gene Ontology annotation, molecular function: hydrolase activity, acting on ester bonds. The record is from RefSeq and is a predicted model, not a curated record. Gene Ontology annotation, biological process: lipid metabolic process. Lineage: Eukaryota; Metazoa; Chordata; Aves; Passeriformes; Muscicapidae. The transcript is spliced from 9 exons.